Coregonus clupeaformis (lake whitefish) is the source of this 715-nucleotide messenger RNA. Its product is annotated as dynein axonemal heavy chain 11-like. The coding region runs from base 305 to 715 and encodes 136 amino acids. The transcript is spliced from 5 exons. Gene Ontology annotation, cellular component: dynein complex. NCBI's taxonomy places the organism in Eukaryota, Metazoa, Chordata, Actinopteri, Salmoniformes, Salmonidae. The record is from RefSeq and is a predicted model, not a curated record. Gene Ontology annotation, molecular function: dynein intermediate chain binding; dynein light intermediate chain binding; minus-end-directed microtubule motor activity. Gene Ontology annotation, biological process: microtubule-based movement.
CUAUGAGUGUCCCCUGUACAAGACCAAGCUGAGAGGAACCACUUAUGUCUGGACCUUCAGCCUCAAGACCAGAGAGAGACCAGCCAAGAACUUUGUGGAGGAGAAGUUGGGGGUGAAGUAUACAGAGGGGAGGAAGACAUAGUUUGCUAAGUCCUUCAGAGAGAGUGGACCUGCCUCGCCUGUAUUCUUCAUCCUGUCUCCUGGAGUAGACCCUCUCAAAGACGUGGAGUCACUGUAAUGUAAAGAUCACUGUAAAUCUGCAUGAAUAUGACACACACACACACACUGAGAAUAUAUUGUUUCCAUGGUAACAGGCAGGAAGUUGGGGUUCACCAUAGACCUGGGGAAACUCCACAAUGUGUCUUUGGGUCAGGGUCAGGAGGCUGUGGCUGAGGUCGCCAUGGAGAUGGCUGCUAAGGAGGGACACUGGGUCAUUUUACAGAAUAUCCACCUGGUGGCUCGCUGGCUGGGGUCGUUGGAGAAGCUUCUGGAACGCUGCUGUGAGGGCAGUCACCAGGACUACAGAGUGUUUAUGAGUGCUGAGCCUGCCCCCACACCACAGGAGCACAUCAUCCCUCAGGGCAUCCUGGAGAAUGCCAUCAAGAUCACCACGAGCCUCCCACUGGCAUGCAUGCCAACCUUCAUGCUGCUCUGGACAACUUCGACCAGUCCUGUGCUUGCUGUGGGGAACAUGGGUGUUCACUUCCCAGUCUAA